AUGUCCCAGUUACUAGUACUAUAUUGUCUAUCCUCGCUGUUAAAUGCCGUCCAGUUCGUGCAGAUGUCAACCUUCGGGUACAUGUGCAAGAGUGUGCAUGUCUCCGACCUACAUCAAGGUUAUGUGAAGACAUACUUUAUUGGACUGCAACUGAUUGGUACCCCUCUGAUCGGAGUACUAGUCUCCAAACUAGGCCUCAAACUUGCACUUAUAAUAACCUUCUUGAGCACGGCGGCGUCCUGCUUCUUCUUGGCUAUAUCUCAGGUAUGUUACAGUAACACAACAUUGCUUUUACACCGGUUUGAAGUGUAAUAUAUUAGUUAUGUAGUAUAAUCUUAAAUUGAUACAGUUAGAGAGGACUAACUUAUGAGACAAAGAAAGAAUGUCAUACCAAAGCUAAUUAAUACCUAAAACAAUAUAAUUUCAGGGACUUUUCCUAAUCAUCGUAUCUCAAUCUUUUGGUAUCUUAAUGGUGGGUCAUCAGGCCUUCCAAACAGCCAUAGCUCACUCGACCAAGCCAGGCCCAGAAAGGACGUCAGCCUUCUCUAAGCUCGGCCUUUCAUUUGGUAAGAUUACUAUCAAAGGUGACUAACAUUACAUUACUAGAUUAAAAUGAUAUAACAGUACUAAACAGUAUCAUAAUUCAAGUUAAACUCAAAUAAGAUAACUUAAAAUACAAAUAAAGGUUGAUGCUUUAGCUGAUAGGUCAAGAUGUUUUAAGCAAGGUUACAGUAAGCGUAUUUUAGGAGCCGGCUUUGUCUUAACACCAAUUAUCACAAAGUUGUCAACCUUGAUACUAGGCCAAUCUGGCCCUCUCUUAAUGGGAGCUGCCAUCUGUGUCCUUACCCUGCCUCUACUUUUAACUGUCAGGGAUGCUCAUGUAAGUAUACUGUACCUACUACGUUACAAUACCAUAGAAAAACAAAAUUUUUGGAUUUCUCAUGCUAAAGUAGUAUGUUUUGCUAUGUAACAAACCUAUUCCUGUGUAACAAAGUUAAUAUUUCAGCCAGAAGAAUCAGAAGACCCAAAAGAAAAGAAGCCCUUAGGCUCUGGCGUCGAUAUUAUCAUGAAGGAUCCAGUGUUAAGAAACCUCUUCCUCACCAAACUACUAGUCACUUGUCCUGCUUAUGUUAUCUUUGGUACUCUACAGGUAAGCCAAAUAAAGCUCUUGCCAUUUUAAAAGUAGGACCAGUAUUACGCUAUCUACUUUAAUGGUAACAGUAAGAUAAUAUCCUUCAGCUCCAUCUGAUAAACACUUUUGGAAUGACACAAACCCAAGAUUCCUUUAUGCAAUUGGAGAUCGGCAUGGGAAUCAUGUUUGCCAACUCCAUCGGCCAGAUGGUGCUGUCCAAGUUCUUCAAGGAGAACCAGCUGAUCAAGUACAGUGCUAUCGCAGCGGUAAGAUACUAUAAUCUAAUAUACAAGAACAUUGUCACUAAUCUUAAAUAAUCACAAAAGUUAUAAGAGCUGAAGUAUAUAGUUUCUGAUUCCAACUAUACUUUCAGGUGCUGUGCUACAGUGGCUUCAUGUACCUCAAGUUCUUCUGGCUCAUCUUCCCCCUCCUGUUCAUCUUGAUCCAGACCAUUACCUUUGUCAACAACGCGUCUGAUUCCAUGAUGACUACACGGAUCAAGAGCGAACAGCAGGUAAGCAAGUUAUCCUUUCAUAUACAGUAUUAGUCUCUUCAAAUCCAAUACUAAAACCAUCCUUAUAGGGCCUGAUCCUUGGCCUAGCCAACUCGGCCAUAGCCUUUGUCAGAGCAGCUGCUCCAACAUUCUCAGUUCUUAUCAUAGAACAGUUCGGAUUCGGAUUUCUAGGGCUGAUCGGAGUUGUGAGUGCUAGCACUGGUGUCCUGCUAAGCAAUACCACACCCGACUAUCAAAAACUAGACUAA
Bursaphelenchus okinawaensis is the source of this 1894-nucleotide messenger RNA. NCBI's taxonomy places the organism in Eukaryota, Metazoa, Nematoda, Chromadorea, Rhabditida, Aphelenchoididae. The record is from the annotation of a GenBank genome assembly.